This is a messenger RNA of Astyanax mexicanus (Mexican tetra), 5802 nucleotides long. RefSeq names its product inactive dipeptidyl peptidase 10. Gene Ontology annotation, molecular function: dipeptidyl-peptidase activity; serine-type peptidase activity. The record is from RefSeq and is a predicted model, not a curated record. Bases 410 to 2794 code for a protein of 794 amino acids. NCBI's taxonomy places the organism in Eukaryota, Metazoa, Chordata, Actinopteri, Characiformes, Acestrorhamphidae. Gene Ontology annotation, biological process: proteolysis. The transcript has 26 exons.
CCAUCCCACCUUCAGCUCCACUCACUGCUGCCCCUCGUGCUCACGGCCCAAAUCCUCAUCUCAGCCCUGUCUGCGCUCCGACUGGACAGAGAGAGAGAGAGAAGAACGAGAGAGAGAGAGAGAGAGAGAGAGAGAGAAGAACGAGAGAGAGAGAGAGAGAGACCCUUUACCAACCACACUCAGGCGAGCUCGCGCUGCUGUGGAAUGCGACCUCCACAUCCAUCCACCUCCUGCGCUCAGGAAGCGCGCGGAAAGUGACAGGGCGCCGGCUGUAACGCACGCGCGCGUUUUUUUUUUCGUUGUUGUUGCUGCUCUGCUUUGCGCUGAGUUGUAUUCCCAUUAAUCUGGUUUUAAUCCGGAUUCUUGAGUCGCGUUUUUGACUGAAACCUGCCGAGCUGAGGAUUGAAGGAUGACGGCCACCAAGGAGCAGCAGAAUCAGAGAGCGACCCCGCAGCAGGACGAGGAUCUGGGUGGGGUGAGUCCUCCUCAGAGGAACUGGAAGGGGAUUGCCAUCGCUCUGCUGGUCAUUCUGCUGGUCUGUUCACUCAUCACAAUGUCAGUGAUCCUCCUCACACCAGCGGACACUCAGGCUGGCAGUGACACCAAGCUGAAGGUGGAGGAUCUGUUUGGUCCUGAUUUCCACGUACACGAUCCUGAGGCGCGCUGGAUCAACGAAUCUGAAGUCAUCUACAGGAACCGCAACGGCCAUGUCAUUAGGUUCAACAUUCUCACUAACGAAACAGAGAUUGUCCUGAAGAACAGCACAUUUGUUGCUUUUAAAGCCACAAAGUACUCGAUAAGCCCGGAUAUGAAGUAUGUACUUUUCGCCUAUGAUGUUAAACAGGUUUAUAGACACUCCUUCACAGCUUCCUACAUCAUCUACAACAUCCACACCAGGGAGGUGUGGGAGCUGGACCCUCCAGAGGUGCUUAACUCCAGGUUGCAGCAUGCAGCGUGGGGGGUGCAGGGACAGCAGCUGGUUUAUAUCUUCGAGAAUAACAUAUACUACCAGUCGGACGUGAGGAGUAAUUCUCUCAGAUUGACUUCGUCAGGGAAGGAAGGUGUCGUGUACAACGGCAUCGCUGACUGGCUUUAUGAAGAGGAAAUUCUGCAUACGCAUGUGGCUCACUGGUGGUCUCCUGAUGGCGAGCGAUUGGCGUUCCUGGUUUUAAACGACAGUCUGGUGCCCAACAUGGUUUUGCCCACGUUUACAGGAGCCACGUACCCCAAAGGCAAACAAUAUCCUUAUCCUAAGGCAGGUCAGCCUAACCCAAGGGUCAAACUGUUCGUGGUGAAUCUUUAUGGACCAACUCACACUCUGGAACUCACGCCUCCAGACGGGCUGAAGCUCAGGGAGCAUUAUGUGGUGAUGGUGAAGUGGAUAAGUAAGACUAAGACUGCCGUCAGGUGGCUAAAUCGAGCUCAGAACAUCUCCAUCCUGACUGUGUGUGACUCCACCACAGGAGCUUGCAUUAAGAGACAUGAGGAGACAUCAGAGCUCUGGCUCUCCAAGCAGAACCAAGAGCCCUUCUUCUCACAGGACGGCAGCCGCUUCUUCCUGGCUGUUCCCGUAAAGCAGGGGGGCCGAGGAGAUUUCCACCACAUCGCUAUGUUCACCACCCAGAUUAGAGCGGAUCAAAACGAGGUGCGACACUUGACGUCGGGUAACUGGGAAGUGACAGAGAUUGUAGCCUACGAUGAAAACACCCAGACCAUAUAUUUCCUAAGCACUGAAGGUUCACCAAGAAGACGGCAGCUCUUCAGUGUGUCCACGGUUGGUCUGUUUCCACGGCGAUGUCUGACCUGCGAUCUGAAUAAAGUUCACUGCACUUUCUUCAGUGCCGACUUCAGUCCGACACACCAGCAUGUCAUACUGGACUGUAAAGGACCUGGAGCUCCAGCAGUGAUCCUCCACACACUCAACACAGCCAAUUAUUUUAUCCUGGAGAAUAACCCACUCCUCAAAGCUGCUCUGGUGUACAAGAGGAUCGAGAAACCUGAAUAUAAAACUCUUCAGACUGACCGCUUUGAUCUGCCACUGAAGCUUUCUCUUCCGCCGGACUUCGCUGAAUCACGGCAUUAUGGACUGCUGUUGAUGAUAGACAGUGGUCCCGGUGAGCAGCAGGUGGAUGACCGACACUCAGUGGACUGGGACUCUGUACUGGUCAGCUCGGAUAAUGUCAUUGUGGCUCGCCUGGACGGAAGGGGGAGUGGCUUCCAGGGACAGAAGAUUUUACAGGAAGUGCACAAACGUCUGGGAAUGGUGGAGGUUCAGGAUCAACUCGCUGCUUUAGAAUACCUGCUUAAAUAUCCAUUCAUAGAUCGGAACAGGAUAGGCGUCUUUGGCCGGGGCUAUGGAGGAUACGUAGCACUCCUGCUGGUCAAAUCCACGGAAAGUUUAUUUAAGUGUGCUGUGGCCAUGUCACCAGUGACUGACUGGACUUUACACGCCUCUGCAUUCUCAGAGCGCUACCUAGGAUUUCCUUUACAGGAUGAUAACAAAUACCAGGCCUCCAGCGUGCUACAAAAUGUUCAGGGCUUUAAGGACCAGACGCUGAUGCUGGUACAUGGAACUGCAGAUGCAAACAUUCACUUCCAGCAUUCAGCUGAGCUCAUCAAGAACCUGGUAAAAGUGGGAGCCAACUACACAAUGCAGAUUUACCCAGACGAAGGUCACUUCCUGUCCGAGCGGAGUAAACAGCAUCUCUCAGCCUCUCUCAGCAGCUACUUCAGAUCCUGCUUGCAAGAGGAAACCCUGCCUCUCAGUGACGAAGAAGAGGAAGAGGAGGAGUAGAGCAGAAUGUGUAUCUACAGCAGGACCUUUACACACACACAAACACAAACACACUCACUUACACAGACAACCUGCACACACACACACAUACACGGGUACACACACCUGCUCUCUUUUGAAUCUCACUUUAUUGAGGCUGGCGACUCUGAACUGGAAGAGAGCACGAUUUUAGACAAGAGGGAGAGUGUGAGUGUGUGAGUACUGUGUGUGUAAUGUGUGCAGUAUGUGCAAAUGUGUGUGUGUGCGUGUGUGUUAAUGAGUGUGUUUGAAUGAAUGGUUAGGUAUGUAUAUAUGCAUGUGGGUAAAUGUUUUGGUGUUUAGACAAUAUGGAUGUAUAGGUGUGUGACUGGGAAUCGUGAGCGUGAGUGUGAGUGAGUGUGUGUGUGUGUGUGUGUGUGUGUGUGUGUGUGUAUGACUGCGACCAUUAACAAUGGACGCUUUUCACUGGAAAAAUGGGUUUGUUUGCCGGGACAAUGGUGGAAUCGUUCACAUAUCAGAAAAAUCACUGGACGUGCUUAAGCUGGACGUUUCGGGAUCGGACCAAUCGCAGUGCAGACUUUUCUGAUUGAUCCUUAGUUCGGCCAAUCACAGCGCAGACUGUCCCGUUCGCAUGGAGCUGCUCCAGUCACACAGCUGCAUGUUUUUUUUGUUUUUUGUUUUCCUGGAACCCUCCACACUCCCCCCUCCGCCCCUCGUCUGUGUGAGUGUGUGUGUGUUACACUUCAGGACCGGAGAGCCGUGCUUCGUCUGUUCCUGCACAAGAAAACGCUCACUGUCUCCAUGGCAACUACUCUCUCCAGGAGGAAGUGCACUUCCCAUCAAUUAGCCCCAAACCACACUGAGGAUGAAGCUGCUGGGUGGAUUCUCUCACACACACCUGUACACACAGAUACACACAAAUACACACACACACACACUCACACAAACACAGACGCACUCACACAUAUAGACAGACAUAUCCGUGUUCAGCUGAGACAUGCUGUUGUUGGAUGCUCUGAGGGUCAGAGGCUCUGUCCACUCACAAGACUGUUCACUCUUCUCUGUAAACAUUUCACAUUUUUGUGUUUCAGCCAGGUCCCAGAAACUCCAGGCAAGUCAUAGCAUCUCAGAUCUCUCUCAUAUUUUGGCGCUGUCAGACGAAAACCUUCUAUCUCCUUUUUUGCCUUUUUAACUUCUUGACAUAUUAUUAAUCUGACUGUAGUUCUUUACAUUGUGUCAAACAUUCCUAAUGAAUGGACGAAUAGAAAAGCUUUAAAUUGAAAAUACUCUUAAUUAUAAUACUCCACAUUUUCAGAGCACCAGUAAAAUGCUUCAAAUGAUGAACUGCCCAAUUGAAUUGCUCCACAUGUUGACUGGACUGAUAUAAAAGCUCAAAUUACAGAAUGAACCAGUAGAUAUGCUUCAAAAAUAAUUGACUGAAUUGACUUAUUAAGAAGCUCUGUUUGUUGACUGGACCAAUAGAAAUGUCCCAAGUAAUGACCUGACCAAUUAAAAUAUUCCACAUUUUGACUGGACUAAUAAAAAUGCUUCAAAUGAUGAACUGCCCAAUUGAACUGCUCCACAUGUUGACUGGACUGAUAUAAAAGCUCCAAAUAAAGAAUGUGUCAAUAAUUAAUUGACUUAUCAAGAUGCUCUAUUUGCUAAAUUGACCAAUAGAAAUGUCCAAAGUAAUGAACUGACCAAUUGAACUGCUCCACAUGCUGACUAUACUAAUAAAAUGCUCCAAAUCAUGAAUAAAACAAUAGAUAUGCUCCAGAGUUUCCUGAGGUAAAAUAGUUUUACACUGAGUCUGACUGACUGAAUUAAGGUGCUUCAAAUUGUUCUUAGAGUGAUACUAUAGAACCACUUUUGGUUCCACACAGAACCAAAAAAAUGUUAAAAGGAUGUUCUUCACGCCCACACUCCUCUCUUUUACGAACAUGGUUCUUAAUGGAACUAAAAUCAGUAGUGUUUCUUCUAUGGCAUCUCACAUAGAAUAAAUUAAAGAUCUUUUGUUUUUGAGAGUGAACUUGAUAAAUUUAAUAUUUUGAGAGUAUUACAUGCUAUUAAUCUUGUUGUAAGAUAUUUCCAGUUAAUACAUGAAUGAUCUUUUGACUGGCGAGGUCAUUUCACCUAAUAAAAUAGAUUAAUAGCAUUAAGCUUGGGAAUUAUCUUGUUAUGAUCAAUUAUGAGCAGAUAUUUUGCUUAAAUUUAAGCAUAAUGGAUCAGUCAGUGAUAUUUUGCAGUGUACAGACAAGAGAUUACAUUUAGUCAUUUAGUCUACAGAAGCUUUAGACUGACAGUGGUCAUUACACUACACUGGUGUGUACUGUCUGGUUAGUUUUCAGUAGUUUACCUGUCGUUUACUCAGUAGUUUGAGUCAUUUAGAUCUCUCUUUCGGAAGGAACGACACAGAAGUGUACACAGCAUGCACACAAGCAUUUUCACAGUGUUUUUAUUUGUAACCAUUACUGACAUGACACCAAGGAUUUCAGUGACAGAUCUGAACCAGGGGACAUCACGGUGAUGGUGGGGAAAGUUUGCGAAAUGCAACACAACCUUUAUUAAACAUGGAGUAAACUGGAGUAAACUGGAAUCAAACGUUCUGUACCAUCUUUUAUCAUCUCAGUAAGGUUGUAAAGUCGUACCCUCGCAGCGUGGACAGGAAGGGGAGGCGUGCAUGUGUGUAUGUAUAUAGUAGACUGCAGAGAUGGCAGCGUGAUUUGUACAGAAGACUGUAUCCAGUACAUACAUAUGGUAUAUUUUUGAGAUGUAUCAGAUCUCACAGUAGAUUAGCCAGCAGGAUGGAUCCAGUCAGCAGUCCAUACAGUACAGUAUCUGUUUGUGUUGAUUUGUUUGUUUAUCUCUGGGGGAGGGCUUUUGUAAUUAUUGAUUAUCGUUUAGUUUUAUUUUCUGUUCAUCGUUGGGGACGGGAGGGUGGUGGUGAGAGGGGGAGGGCGGCUGAAGGUUUGGACUGACCCUUUUUUGUCCUCUAGUCAUGACUAUAAAUAAACAACUCGUCAAACUGA